AUGGCUAACCUUGAGAGCUCGAUAGCAACCAUCAUGUUGGGGUAUGUCUAUCCUGAUAUUUAUGGUAUUAAUUCCAAUAUUGUGAAAUAUGGUGGCUUUUUCGAUGAUCAUCUUGGGGAAAUCCCUCAAGAAAUAGCAAGUCUGCAAGGAUUGAUUUCUCUGAAUCUAUCAAGAAACACGUUGAGUGGAUGCAUAAUUAGGGAGAUUGGCCAAUUGAAGGCAAUGGAAUCACUCGAUUUGUCAACAAACAACUUGUCUGGCGAAAUCUCGAAGAGCAUGUUCGAUUUAUACUUUCUCUGUGUUUUGGACUUGUCAAACAACAAUUUGUUCAGAAGAAUUCCCUUAAGCACUCAACUGCAGAGUUUCGAUGCUACUUCAUAUUCAGGAAAUCCAAGACUGUGCAGAACCCCGUUGAAGAAAUGUCCUGGAAAUGAGCUACCAAAGUCGCCUAAAAAUAGCAAUAUUGAAAAUAGGAGUGAAAGUGACAAAGGAUUGUUUGAGCCUGUGGUUUUUACUGGGAUGGCCACUGGAUUCUUUGUUGGAUUUUGGGGAGCUUUUGUUUCGUUACUGAUUAACAAGUCUUUGAGACAUGGAUAUUUUCAAUUGGUGAAGAAGUUAGGAGAUUGGAUCAGAUUGAGUUUGCAACGCAGAGUUUGA
Gossypium raimondii (Peruvian cotton) is the source of this 657-nucleotide messenger RNA. Its product is annotated as receptor-like protein EIX2. Bases 1 to 657 code for a protein of 218 amino acids. Gene Ontology annotation, molecular function: protein binding. NCBI's taxonomy places the organism in Eukaryota, Viridiplantae, Streptophyta, Magnoliopsida, Malvales, Malvaceae. The transcript is spliced from 2 exons. The record is from RefSeq and is a predicted model, not a curated record.